AUGACGGACAUGGCGCGGCAGCUCCUGCAGGAGCUCAUGGGCGAGUAUCAGGACACAGGCAAGUCGUACACAGACGCAGACGUAUGCAAGAACUACCUGGUCAGCUUCUGUCCAAACCAACUCUUUACAAACACCAAAGAUGACCUCGGCCAGUGCACCCUGGUACACGACGACCGGCUACGCACCGCCUACCAGCAGUCGAGCGACCGCGGGCGGCUAGGCUACGAGCAGUCGUUCUACUCUUGGCUGCAGCAGCUGCACCACGACCUGCAGCGCAAGGUGCGCCGCGCCCACGAGCGUAUCACAGCCGAAGCCGACGACACCCUGGCCAACCCGCACCGCGAGGAGAAGGAGGAGCGCGCCAUUCUCAUGGACGAGCGCAUCCGGGAGAUGCUGAAGCGGAUUGAGGACUGUGGUAUGAGCGGCCGCGUCGACGAGGCACUCAGUGUGUUGGCCAGCAUGGAGAAGGCCAAGGCUGACUUGGUUGUGCUGCGCGAGCGCAUUGACGCUGGAAACCCAAUGUUCAAGAACGAGAAGCGCCUGGAGGUGUGUGAUGUGUGCGGCGCGUUCCUGGUUCCCAACGAUGCGUCGAAGCGCCUGGACGCCCACAUCGAGGGCAAGCAGCACCAAGGAUACCUGAAGAUCCAGCAGGCACUU
Molecule: messenger RNA, 657 nt
Organism: Linderina pennispora
Lineage: Eukaryota; Fungi; Kickxellomycota; Kickxellomycetes; Kickxellales; Kickxellaceae
Product: LUC7-domain-containing protein
Exons: 1
Biological process (GO): mRNA splice site recognition
Cellular component (GO): U2-type prespliceosome; U1 snRNP
Molecular function (GO): mRNA binding
Source: RefSeq, a predicted model, not a curated record